CAUGAUCGAGAUGAACGUACCAUCCUUGCAAAGUGUCAGGUGCGAAAGGUGUAAUUUCAUUUGCCUACCCCCCCCUAUCUUUGGUCGUUGCUUUGUUCUUUUCGUCUCUCAAACUUUCCUAAAUUACGCAGUCUGUUUUCUCAAGCCCUGACCCAUUCCCCCGAUCCUUUCACACAGAUUUCAGUUCGACCAGAAGGCCACAUCAUCAUUCACACGCAGUUUUAUGGCGACACCCAUGAUGUCAAACCCAGAUCUAGUCGAAAUUUUAGCACACCUCGACUAUAUAGUCGCUGGGCCGAAGACGAGGUCACUGCAAGAUAGCAACACCGAAGAGCAGAUGGACAAGAUCCUUGUUGAGCUUAGCGACAUCUUACUUAAUCGGUAUUCGAAAGAACAACUUCGAGAGCGGCUCUGGCAGGAGUUUCGACAUGGAUACACUUACCCCGAAUACAAUUUCCCACUUCUCUUUCUUCACGGCAGCUGUGAAGUAAAGACCAUCGAUUCAGAAACGACAAGUCUCAUUAAGGAACGGCUCCGUAAAAUUCACCUCCACAUGGCAAAGCACAUGCCGAGAAGUCGACGGUCAAAGUCUAUCCCUCCGGCUUCAAUGGUGAUGUCCCGAAGGAACCCUAGAAAUUCCUCUACGCCUGCGCAGCCUUCUAAGCGAUCCAACGCAGGAAAUUUGAGUAAGAUUGUCAAUAAAACAAAUACGUCUCGCAAGAAGAAAUCUUCAUCCAAGGCUGGCAAUCGUGAUAAGCCAGUAUCUCGAUACCACACGACGCAGCCUUCAGAUUCAAGCAUAAAGACUAGUGAGAAUUCAUUCCACUUAUCCAAUGCUUCUUCUUCGACCAAAAACGUAGCUACUCCGGGCCCAUUGUCAAACAGGGCACCAGUACGACGACUUACCCCAACGUCCUCUAGCCCUGAAAUUAACGAGAUCAACACCAUCGCACCGAGAAACGCCCGAGCAACCAAUAGUCCUUGUAUUACCACAAGCUCCCCUGAAAGUUCUGCACAACUAGUUUUCGAACUUACCCACUACAAAAAACGCUGGGAAGAAGCUGAACAGGAAUGCAAUAAGUUGAAGAAGGAGAUGCGGCAAAUGGAAAGUUUCUACACUUUGACGAAAGGCAUACCAGAAAAUAUGUUCAAGGAAUUGCGUCACAAAACAAGACAGAACAUCAAUUUGAGGAAACGACUUGAUGACAGGCUGGACUUGGAGCCUCAUUUCUCCAUUCGAACCGCCCUCGGUGAGACACCAACUACUCAAAGGCUUUGCUCUAGUUUUCAGCAUAUGAAAGUACAGCUCGCUUCCAUUUUAGUCACCAACGAUACAGAGAAACUAUUAAUUGACUCUCUUUAUGGAAUCUCUGCUAACCUAGACGCCCUGCUAUGUAUAAUUUUCGACGCCGACAUCCAAAAGGGGACAGAGAAGUUGUCGAAUGCUUCUCCGGUCACACUUUGUGAAUUAAUUCAAGCGCUCACGGGAGCAGCAAUUCAUCGUUGGGUAUUUGAGAAAGGAUACCGUUCAAAUACCAUGACGAUCACACCGCUUUUACAAAGAUAUCGAGACCUCAUUCGUAACCUGGCUGGUCAUGAAACUCUUUGCGAUUUGGAUACCACUGCACACCAAUCCCUAAUCAGGGAGAAAGACUUCAACGAGGUGAUCAUUCCACGUAUGACCUCCGAGUAUACAACCCUCCUAUUAGAUGCUCUCCAACCUCUGUUUAGUAAAUCAUUGCAGUCUAAGACGAGGGAAGGUUUGAAGUCUCCACUUGAUUGUAUCUUCGGACUGGCGAUGCAGAUCCGGUCACUAUCUUUGGUAGGCACUGAAGAGUAUGAGUCUGUCUGGCCUUCCUCUGGCUCGCUAUUCGACAACAAUGAGAUGGAGACAGAGCAGUCAGAAUCAAACAACGCGGCGAAUUUGGUCAGGCUGCCUCUUUUACCAGGCAUUCGCGCUUACUCCAAGCAAAAGGCGAUGGUUGGGUACCACGGUUUCGGGAACGGCGAAGGGCCGAAUAAGACGCCGAAAUAUGUAUGCAAGGCACUAGUUCUGAUUUGAGACACGUAAAACGGAGAGUCCUUCACU
Cucurbitaria berberidis CBS 394.84 is the source of this 2089-nucleotide messenger RNA. RefSeq lists its product as uncharacterized. Bases 224 to 2062 code for a protein of 612 amino acids. The record is from RefSeq and is a predicted model, not a curated record. The transcript is spliced from 3 exons. NCBI's taxonomy places the organism in Eukaryota, Fungi, Ascomycota, Dothideomycetes, Pleosporales, Cucurbitariaceae.